Pantherophis guttatus is the source of this 982-nucleotide messenger RNA. RefSeq names its product cilia and flagella associated protein 299 (gene CFAP299). Lineage: Eukaryota; Metazoa; Chordata; Lepidosauria; Squamata; Colubridae. The record is from RefSeq and is a predicted model, not a curated record.
GGCUCAGCUCGUGCUUAGGAGUGGGGGGGCUUCGGGGAUGGCGGGCGUGGAGGGCGACGAUGCCGGCGCUGUCUUGGAUCACAUCGUCACCCAGUUUAACACUUACGAGGAGUAUUUGGAUUCUCAGAUCACCACGCAGGACCUCUUUUAUCUGGAGAAUGAAGAAAUGGCCCGCCAAUUGGUAGAGCUGGGUUUUCGAGGAAGUGGAGAAGUCUUGAAAAGGGAAGAUUUCAUCGCCAGGAAAUUAGCUGCUGAAGCAUCCAGGAUCUCAGAGAGACAACAGCAGAAAAUUUUGUCAAGUGCUGGGAAAGAGUUGAAAGAUAAUUUUCUGAAGGCCUUGGCGGAGAGGGAAGAAGCCAACCGUAAUGGGAAAGUGUCUUCCAUAAUCUUCAUUCGCGAUCGAAAUGCCCGCGGCCAGGAGGUCUCUGCCUAUAUUGAUUAUGCCCAUCGUUUGAAGGUGGAUGAAUUUGAUGUCUAUUUCAGCGGAAAAAAGAAACUUUUCCCCAGGCGCAGCGAUCUGAGUUUCUACAACUGGGACCGAAACCUCUGCUGCAUGAAUUCAAGCCCAAACUACCAGGUGGUUGCAGAAAGUGCAUGUGGCUUACUCUUUAAGAACAAGUCUGACAGGAAGAUCAUUAAUGUGGAUCCCAAGGCAUUUCCCGGAGACAACACAACACGGAUUCCAAUCAAAACAGACCUCUACCUGCAAGUGGUUAUCUAUGACCAUGUCCUCAGAAGAAAAAUCUAACUAUCAGUUCUCGUGAGGGACUAGAUGCAUUGGCAGAAAUCUUUGACUUACCGGAAACCCUUGGACGGCCUUCCAAGAUCCAAAUGAAACAAGCAUUAAGAUUGCAAAUUUAAAUAGCAAGACCUUUGCAGAAUGCUUUCUCGUGGCUAUUUGUUACAGGUUUGUUGUGUUUCUUUGCCGGCUUCAAAUCCUUGUAGUUGCACAAGUAAUAUUAAAAAAUGUGUGCAGACACAA